CGUGUCCAGACAGAGACUAAUGGACCAUCUACCAUGACAUUGUACCGUACUUCCCGGACUUUCCUCCCUCUCCUUAAACACAUCGCACGCCACUGGCCAGCUAACUGCCAGUGGACCAAUCCGCUUGCUGUUUCCCUCAAUCUCCACCAUUGCAGGGGGCUGUCCACUGAUGGGUUCUCCCCUCAGCCAAAGAUUAGUCAAAGUUCUGUCGAACUUCUUGGCCGUGUCCACCUGCGAGAUGAUAUGACCAAUGUGACGGCUAAAAUAUUGUCCAAGGUUGGCCGGCAACUUCAAAACCGGCCGCACCACCCCUUGUGGCUUAUUAAGGAACGCAUCAAAGACCAUUUCUACUGCUCCUACAUCGGUCGCUCGGGAAACCCAAUCUUUUCAGUACAUGACAACCUCAGUCCAAUAGUGACAGUGGAACAGAAUUUCGAUAGCCUGCUUAUCCCGCAAGACCAUCCUAGUCGGAAAAAAGGAGAUAACUACUACUUGAACCGCACACACAUGCUGCGGGCGCACACCUCCGCCCACCAGAAGGAGCUGGUGCGCUCUGGGCUGGACUGCUUCCUGCUGGCUGGAGAUGUGUACAGACGAGAUGAGAUAGACUCCAGCCACUACCCUGUCUUUCACCAGAUGGAGGGAGUACGGCUGUUCUCAAACCAUGAGCUGUUCGCCCAAGUGGAGAAUGGUGAGGAUUUGUCCCUAUUUGAGCGUGAUGGUCGUCGCUCUUUUCAGAAACAGGAAACGCACACGCUGGAGGCCGUCAAACUGGUGGAGUUUAAUCUGAAACGGACACUCACACGCCUCAUGAGACACCUGUUUGGGGAAGAUCUGGAGAUCCGUUGGGUGGACUGCUACUUCCCUUUCACACACCCCUCCUUUGAGAUGGAGGUGCGCUUCCAGGGUGACUGGUUGGAGGUGCUGGGCUGUGGGGUGAUGGAGCAAGAACUGGUGAACUCAGCUGGUGCUGGUAAUAAAAUGGGCUGGGCUUUUGGUCUCGGGCUGGAGAGGUUGGCCAUGGUUCUGUUCGGCAUCCCAGAUAUUCGACUUUUCUGGAGUGAGGACGAACGCUUCCUGAAGCAGUUCUGCUUGUCUGACAUCAAUCAGCCUGUAACCUUUCAGCCUCUCAGUAAGUAUCCUCUGCUCUUUAACGACAUCUCUUUUUGGCUGCCAUCUGAAGGCUACACGGAGAACGACUUUUACGACCUGGUCCGAAGUGUGGGAGGAGAUCUUGUGGAGAAGGUCACGCUGUUGGACAACUUCACGCAUCCAAAGACAAAGAGAGUAAGCCACUGUUACCGCAUUGUAUAUCGUCACAUGGAGAGAACGCUGACCCAGGACGAAGUGCGGCUUAUUCAUGAAGCCAUUGAGCAGGUGGCUGUAAAAGAGCUUGGAGUGGAGGGAAGAUACUGAGACUUCACAGGAACCAACAUCGCCUUUCUCAGAUAUUUCCUUGGGAAUUGAUGGUGAUCUUUAAGAGUCUUUCACCUUUUCUUGGUUCACAGAAAUAGUCUCACCUCUAUGAGAUAAAUAAAAUGUGUCAUCUUUUUUUUAUAGCAGUUAAAACAGUACUUUGGGACUCCAUUUUCAGUUUUCUUAAAGGAAUCGUUCAAUCAACAGUUACAUUUCUGUUGUUAUUUAGUUCACCUGAGUAAACAAAGAUGAAGAUUUGAAUUAUGGGGUGAACUACUGUAUUCCUUUAACAAACAUUCGGUUUUAUUACAUAGGAAGCAGAAUUUUGACCUUUAAAUGACCUUUUUGGUUACAAUAACUUGGCCUGAUUGCACAAACUCCCACAUCACACUAGCUUUUUCAUGGCGCUAAAAGCCAGGCUUACUUAAAUAAACUGGGAGUGCUGCACAUUUAAAGUCAAUACAAAUGUCAAAGAGGCCUUUUACACACAUGGAUAUGCUUGAAACAGAGCUAACAGAUAUGGAUCUAAUUUCUAUACCUUCCUUAGAUGAUGUGAGGUAUCACGUAAUGAGCUGCUGCCCUGAAAUUAGUAAGACAAUGAAACGAUCCCUGAAAGUGACUAUGCAGUAAAAUGGUAAACAGGAAGCUAAUGUUGUGUUGUUUGUGGUAGAAAAUAAACUGAAUGUU
Molecule: messenger RNA, 2103 nt
Organism: Xyrauchen texanus (razorback sucker)
Lineage: Eukaryota; Metazoa; Chordata; Actinopteri; Cypriniformes; Catostomidae
Gene: fars2
Product: phenylalanyl-tRNA synthetase 2, mitochondrial
Exons: 7
Coding region: 34-1416 (460 amino acids)
Biological process (GO): phenylalanyl-tRNA aminoacylation
Cellular component (GO): mitochondrion; cytoplasm
Molecular function (GO): phenylalanine-tRNA ligase activity; tRNA binding; ATP binding
Source: RefSeq, a predicted model, not a curated record